Molecule: messenger RNA, 1383 nt
Organism: Naegleria lovaniensis
Lineage: Eukaryota; Heterolobosea; Eutetramitea; Acrasida; Naegleriidae
Exons: 3
Coding region: 1-1383 (460 amino acids)
Biological process (GO): base-excision repair, AP site formation; base-excision repair; nucleotide-excision repair
Cellular component (GO): nucleus
Molecular function (GO): damaged DNA binding; 8-oxo-7,8-dihydroguanine DNA N-glycosylase activity
Source: RefSeq, a predicted model, not a curated record
AUGAGUAAAUUCCGAUUGAUGAAAUUUGGCACUCGUCUUCUCGAUCUCGAGACCACAUUGUUAUGCGGACAAACAUUCACAUGGAAACAUUUCAAAACAUCACAUUCAUCUUCCUUUGUCGGAGUUCUUGGAAAUCACGUGUUGGAAUUGACAACCAAGCCAAGUGCUCAUCUCAUAUUUCACAGCAACAACAACAACUCGGAUGAAAAUAAUACAAAAUUAAAAUUGGAAGAUAUGAAUAUAAAUGUAAAUGGUGCAUCGACUUGUUCGAGUGUUGGCUCUUCUUCCUCGAAUGAUCAUUCAGAAACAGAUCAGCAUGUUUAUUAUAGAAAAUUAUUUCCAAUGAACCAUUCUGAACCAUUCAAUGAAACACAAGAUGAAACUUCUCUUCAUGCAGAAAUUGAGCAAUUAAUGGAUGAAUUUUUCCAUUUCCAAACGUAUGACAUUGAUGCCUUACAUGAAACUUUUGCAACAUGCGAUCCAAAAUUAUUUGGAAAAAUUGUCAAGUAUUAUCAAGGAUGGAGAUUAUUGAAAUUGGAACCAAUUGAAACUCUGUUUUCGUUUAUUUGCAGUUCCAAUAAUAACGUUGCGAGAAUUACGAAAAUGGUUCAAUCGUUAUGUGAAGAUUAUGGAACGUAUUUGGGUCAAUUCAGUAUUGACGAAGGAAAAACAACAUUUCCAAUGUAUAAAUUCCCAACAUUGAACCAAUUAGAGAGCUGUACAGAACAGGCGUUAAAAGACAAAAAUUUUGGAUAUCGAGCGAAAUACAUCAUUCAAACCAUUCAAAAGUUAAAGAAAAAACCAGAAAAUUAUCUUGUUUCAUUGCAAAAUAAGGAACUAUAUCCCACCACUCACAGCGUUUUGGACGAAUUGAAGCAAUUUUCUGGAGUGGGAAUGAAAGUGGCUUCCUGUAUUGCAUUAUAUUGUUGCAAUCGAUUUGAUUGUGUUCCAACCGAUGUUCACAUUCUAAGAAUUGCCCGAAAUUGUUAUCCAUCCAUGAAGAAGUGUGUUCAAGAAAAGAAAACUCUCUCUGAAAAGGAUGUGAAAUUGGUCAUGAAAGAAUUUGUGAAUAUCUUUGGAGAAUAUGCUGGUCUUGCUCAAAUGAUUCUUUAUGGAAGUCAAUUAUCUGCAUUUAAGGAAAGAAUUCCACAAGAUGUGAGAACAAGUCUAUUUUCUGACGGAAACAAGAAGAGAUUGAAAAAAACGGAAAGUAGUGACGAAGAGGAGGACGAGGACGAACAGGAUUCAGAAAACACUUCUGACCAAGAUUCAUCCAAAGAUUCAGCCUCUUCAGAACGAGUGGAGAAAACUGAAUUGGAAGAGCAAGAACAAGCUCCCAAAAAGAGAAAAGUGGUCCAAUCAAGAAAGGCAACACGCAAGUAA